GUAAAGGAUAAAUUGUGGGAGGAAAUAACGGUUAAUUCUUUUCUCUUAAUUAUAAAUGUAUUUUUACAUUUUCAUGUGACUAACAUACAACUUGUAUUAUAUAUUGCAGCGUUUUUAUGACAUUGAUGCAUGUCGUAGGCAUUUUGUAAUGACUCGGCUUGGUGACCUGCUUCGAAAUUUUAGAAGAAAAGUGUAUGCGGGAUACAUAGUACCUAACUUAGGUAAACCAAAGAAACUUGCACGAAUUCCUAAGAGGUAUCGUUCAAUGGUGGAGCAAACAGACUGGGACAAGUUUGUAACAUAUACACAAUCAGACGAGUUUAAGGAUGUGUCAAAUAAGAGAAAAACAGCACGAUCAAAAUACGUUUAUGAUCAUCACUUGGGACGAGGAGGGUAUGCUUAUCUAAGAGACAAACUGGUACAAAAUAACGAACUUUGAUGAGAUCCCCUCUCGUGCUUUAAUGUGGAGGAAAGCAAGGGAAAACAAAAACGGAGAAUACAAGAAUGUUGAUGUAAAAGACAUAGCUAAUAAAAUAAUUGACACUGAAACGCAAAUUAAAGAUGGAUCCGUGAACCUUGAUCCGGGCACGGAUGCACUCACAUUAGUAUUUGGCAAAGAAAAAGGUGGGUAUUUAAAAGGUGUUGGUUAUGGAGUGACUUCUAGUAGAUAUUGGCAGAGUCCUCGAACAAAAGGAUCAUCAAAAGAACGAAUUGCACAACUGGAGUUUCAACUACAUAAUGAGAGACUUGAGCGUGGGAAAAAAGAUGAACAAAUUAAGACCCUUUCGAUGCAGAUGGCAGAAACAAAUAACACCCUUAAUCAAGUUUUAGCUCAUCUGGCUGCACAAGGACAAACUUUACAAAUAUGUUCAUUAUCUGCAGACAAAAUGUCACAAACACAAGUAAAUUCUUUGGAUAAACAUGACGGAUCAAAGCAUAAGGCCAAUGCUACCGCAUCUAAAAUAGUGCAAAAAGAAAUGGCACCAACGGUAAAAUCUAUGAACAAUAGUACUGGAUCAAAGGACAAUACUAAUGUUACCACAUCUAACAUAUCAAGUAAAGUAGUGCAAACAGAAGUCACUUCUCAUGCUAAGACUUCUAAAAUGGUGCAAAAAGAAAUGAUAACGGAAAACGUGAAAACUAGAAAAAAAGAUGUUUUGUCUACGCAAGAGACUUCACUUCUUGGGACAUCAUCGCAGUUGGAAUCACAAGAAAAUAUACAUAAUACACAUUCAACAAAUGUCCUAGAGAUCAAGUGUACUCUAUAUAUUAUAAAUAUGAACAACUGUGUGGCUUAUGGUACAAUUCAUUUGUCAACGGGAAAACAAAGCAUUCAUGGAGUUCCACUACAAGAUAAUUGCUAUAGAGUUUCUAUUGAUAAAGUUGUAAAAGAAGCAGCAUUUUUACCGGUAGAAUCAUGUGAGGUCAAAACAGUUGGGGAUGCACUAAAUACUUUUGUUGCUUGGCCAAAAUACCUUGUCAAAACUAGCCAAAAGAUACCAAAUCUAUCAAGCAUUCAAACACAAAACUCUACAACUUAAGUCGCUAAAAAGCAAAAGAUAUGUUUUACAACGCUAGAUGGCAUCAAAAAACAGGGAGCAAGAAGAACAAGAAAAACACUUUAAACUAGUACUUAUUUUAUGUUUACAAUCAUUUCCUUUUGCAACAUUUGUAGACAGUUUUUGAUUAGAAGUUUAGUUUUUGGUA
Messenger RNA from Helianthus annuus (common sunflower), 1707 nucleotides. RefSeq lists its product as uncharacterized. The record is from RefSeq and is a predicted model, not a curated record. The transcript is spliced from 9 exons. The coding region runs from base 462 to 1541 and encodes 359 amino acids. Lineage: Eukaryota; Viridiplantae; Streptophyta; Magnoliopsida; Asterales; Asteraceae.